Trichoderma citrinoviride is the source of this 618-nucleotide messenger RNA. RefSeq lists its product as hypothetical. The record is from RefSeq and is a predicted model, not a curated record. Bases 1 to 618 code for a protein of 205 amino acids. NCBI's taxonomy places the organism in Eukaryota, Fungi, Ascomycota, Sordariomycetes, Hypocreales, Hypocreaceae. The transcript has 4 exons.
AUGAUCAAGGCUCUGGCAGGCUGUUUCUUACUUUCACUCCCCAGCCUCUUGCUCUUUGCUGCGCUGACACGCCAAUUCAACAAGCUUCUGGAAAUUCUGACCUUCUUGAGCAGCAGCGUGCCGCUGUUGAACAGGGCACUGCUCCUCUUGGCCCAAUUUCCGCUUCUAGAGUCCCCGUGGUUAAUUAUGCUUCUGGAAAUCCUGUCGCUCGUCGGCAGCUUCAGCAGUAUCGUCCCCUGCGAGCAUGGGUACUGCACUCUCCUGGAGAUUCUGCCGUCCUUCAACAGCAGCACGUCGCUGUUGAACGGGACACUGCCUUUUCCUAUUACGAUGGGUCGGCUCCCGCUUCUAGCGCCGAGACAAUUGAAGACAUCCCUAUGGUUGAUUCUGCUCGCCGAAAUUCUGCCGCUCAUCAAACGUCUCAGUUGCAUGAUGAAGACCAUGCCAACACCACUGUUGAUGUCACUUCCGUCCAACCCGACAGAGAAGUCCGCCCAUCUCGGGUACCUUCAGACUGGAUCGUGGGAGAGCUACCCAACCGGGCCAUGCGAUAAAGAGUGGUCCAUGCGGCGCUUCUCAUCUUCACCAGUCGUAAUCGGCUAUUCUCACCAGCGCUAA